This is a messenger RNA of Angiostrongylus costaricensis, 1587 nucleotides long. Lineage: Eukaryota; Metazoa; Nematoda; Chromadorea; Rhabditida; Metastrongylidae. The record is from the annotation of a GenBank genome assembly.
AUGAUUGUGGUUAUAAAUUGGUUCAAGUCGGAAGACGUGGUUUUGGAAUUCGCAACUCUCAUUUGUAAACUAAUAGCAAAACAACCGUGGACCGUAUGCGAUGGAAUUUCUCAUCAAUUUCGGGACGAGUUUUUCUACGUAUUUCGCAAACUAUCGAAAGAGAGACCGUCUCGAAUUUGUGGACUAUUACUGGAUAGUUGUGCUGAUCCAAAUGACACAACGCAGUCAGGAUGGACGAUCAAUCUGCCACCGAAUUAUACGACGUGUUCUAUGUGGCUUUUUUCAGUAGCUCAUUCGAAUUUCUUUUCGCCGACCCGUAACCUCCGAGUACUACAACUUACUGAUCUGCACAUCGAUUUCGAGUACCGGCCCAGUUCUGAAGCCAACUGUGAUUUGCCGGUUUGCUGUAGGUUCUUGAAGGUUGUAUGUUUAACGCUUGCAAAAGAAACAGCCGGCUACUGGGGUACCGCUGGAAAAUGCGAUAUACCGUAUUGGACAGUCAAAAACAUGCUCGAACACAUAAAUGCGACACAUAAGAUCGACUAUAUCAUGCUUUCCGGAGAUUUUAUCAAUCACUUUGACUGGAUCUACACUGUUGAUGGGCAUGUGACGGCACUUAGAAACGUAAGCGCGCUGAUACGCCACUUCUUUCCCAACACUCCCACGUACUGGUCAAUCGGAAACCAUGAAGGAGUACCAGUAAACAGUUUCGCACCGCAUUUUGUUGAUAAACGAUUCUGGCCAUCAUGGCUGUACGAGGAGUUCUCCGCAAUGAGCGCACCGUGGCUAGAUUCUAAUGCAUCGAAGACUAUGCUCUACCGUGGUUCGUAUUCUGUGAAAAUUGUGAAUGGUCUUCGACUUAUCUCACUGAAUUCGGGUUUUUGUGAAACAACCAACUUUUUCCUGUAUUUAAACCAGAGCGAUCCCGAUGGCACCAUGUCUUGGUUGGUUCUUGAACUUUUCAAGGCUGAGCUAUCGGGUGAGUCUGUUCAUAUACUGUCGCAUAUUCCUCCAGGAGACAGCGAGUGCUUGGAAGGUUGGGCGCGUAACUACUACCGUAUCAUUCAGAGGUUUUCCAACAUCAUUAAAGGGCAGUUUUUCGGUCAUGCCCAUACCGACUACGUUACAGUAUUCUAUGAGGAUAUGCAUAAUAUCUCAUCAAAUCCUAUUGAUGUUUUGUAUGCGGCUCCAAGUACUACCACAUUCGCUGGAAUGAAUCCAGCCUACCGUAUUUAUGAGAUCAACGUGACUGACCACUUUAAAGUGGACAACAUAAUGAAUUAUUUUGCCGAUUUGGAGAAGACCACUGUGGACAGACCGCCGAAUUGGAAGCUUUUGUAUUCGGCUAAAGAUGAGUAUGAUCUCAAUGAUUUGUCUCCUACGAGUUGGAACAACUUAGUGAAUUCUCUAUACAACGAUAGGAAAACUGCCGAGCGUUUUUUCAGGAAUGCAGUUCGUGUAGAGGAUCAUAUGUGCGACGCGACGUGUCAGUGGAAACUCCUCUGUGCCUUAAGAAUGGGUCAUCACAACUCGACGCUUUACUGUCCGGAUAAACGUUUCUCAAAUACCACUGAAAGGAAUGGAUAG